This is a messenger RNA of Onychostruthus taczanowskii (white-rumped snowfinch), 3179 nucleotides long. RefSeq names its product diacylglycerol kinase iota (gene DGKI). The record is from RefSeq and is a predicted model, not a curated record. Gene Ontology annotation, cellular component: nucleus. The transcript has 27 exons. Bases 25 to 2373 code for a protein of 782 amino acids. Gene Ontology annotation, molecular function: ATP-dependent diacylglycerol kinase activity; protein binding. Lineage: Eukaryota; Metazoa; Chordata; Aves; Passeriformes; Passeridae. Gene Ontology annotation, biological process: intracellular signal transduction; diacylglycerol metabolic process; lipid phosphorylation.
UUUCAUAACAAAGUCACCUGUUUCAUGCUACAUCACAUUGAGGAGCCAUGUUCCCUGGGGGCUCAUGCUGCUGUCAUUGUGCCUCCCACCUGGAUCAUUAAGGUGAAGAAACCUCAGAACUCCUUAAAGACUUCAACAAGACGAAAGAAGAGAACAUCCUUUAAAAGAAAAGCCAGCAAAAGAGGAAAUGAAGUAGGUAUUCAAGAUAACAAAGGCCGGCCUUUUGUGAUAAAACCUAUCUCCUCUCCUCUCAUGAAACCACUGCUGGUUUUUGUCAAUCCAAAAAGUGGAGGGAAUCAGGGCACCAAGGUUCUCCAAAUGUUUAUGUGGUAUUUGAAUCCACGCCAGGUCUUUGAUCUCUCUCAGGAAGGGCCAAGAGAUGCGCUGGAGCUGUACAGAAAAGUGCCGAACCUGCGGAUCCUGGCAUGUGGUGGGGAUGGGACGGUGGGCUGGAUCCUGUCCAUCCUUGAUGAGCUGCAACUCAGCCCCCCACCUCCUGUGGCUGUCCUUCCACUUGGCACUGGGAAUGACCUUGCCCGCACCCUCAACUGGGGUGGGGGUUACACAGAUGAGCCAGUGUCUAAGAUCCUGUGCCAUGUAGAAGAUGGAACCAUUGUCCAGCUGGACCGUUGGAAUCUCCAGGUUGAGCGCAACCCUGAUUUGCCCCAGGAUGAGCUGGAGGACGGGGCACGUAAGCUUCCCCUAAAUGUCUUCAAUAAUUACUUCAGUCUUGGAUUUGAUGCACAUGUUACGCUGGAGUUCCAUGAAUCCAGAGAAGCAAAUCCAGAGAAAUUCAACAGCCGAUUUAGAAAUAAAAUGUUUUAUGCUGGGGCAGCCUUUACAGACUUUCUGCAAAGAAGCUCAAGAGAUUUAUCCAAACAUGUUAAAGUUGUGUGUGAUGGCACAGACCUGACUCCAAAGAUCCAGGAGCUGAAGUUCCAGUGUAUAGUGUUUUUAAACAUACCCAGGUAUUGUGCUGGCACAAUGCCCUGGGGGAACCCUGGUGACCACAGAGACUUUGAGCCCCAGCGUCACGAUGAUGGCUACAUUGAAGUCAUCGGGUUCACCAUGGCCUCGCUGGCUGCUCUCCAGGUGGGUGGCCAUGGAGAGCGGUUGCACCAGUGCCGGGAGGUGACGCUUUUGACGUACAAGUCUAUCCCCAUGCAAGUGGACGGCGAGCCCUGUCGGCUGGCUCCCUCCCUCAUCCGCAUCUCCCUAAGGAACCAAGCCAACAUGGUGCAGAAAAGCAAGAGGAGAACGUCCAUGCCUUUGCUGAAUGAUAUCCAUAAAGUGCAGUCUGCUGACCUGAGGAGAGUCUCGGCUCCCCCUGAUUCCUUCACUGUUCCUCAUUCCAUCCCAGAUCGCCUGCGGAUCAGAGUGAACAGGAUUAAUUUACAAGAAUACGAGGGGCUACAUUAUGACAAAGAAAAACUCCGGGAAGCUUCCAUUCCCCUAGGGAUCAUAGUCAUACGAGGAGAUUGUGACUUGGAGACUUGUCGUAUGUACAUUGACCGUCUGCAAGAGGACCUACAGUCAGUAACCUCUACUACACAAAGAGUUCAUUAUCAGGACCAGGAAAGCUCUUUCCCCAGAGUACUUUCUGUUCAGAGGCUCUCUCCUAGAUGGUGCUUCCUAGAUGCAACUUCUGCUGAUCGUUUUUACCGCAUUGACAGAUCUCAGGAACAUUUGCACUUUGUGACGGAAAUUUCGCAGGACGAGAUUUUUAUUCUGGACCCAGAGAUGGUAAUGUCUCAGCAGGUGGGGACGCCACCAGGAAUGCCUGACCUGGUAGUGGAGCAGGCAACUGGAAUAUCGGAGAGGUGGAACCCUGCGGUUCGGAAGAGGAUGCUGAGUGACAGUGGCCUUGGAAAGAUUGCUCCCCACUAUGAGGUACCUGACAAACAAAAGGACGCCAGCCAGACACAUAUGCUGCAGUCACCGGUUUCUUCAGAAGAUCAAGCACUUUUACAGGCAGUCAUAUCUGGUGAUGUACUGAAGUUCAUAGAAUGUUGUAAAAAAGGAGCCAAUUUGUUAAUCCAAGGACCUGAUCACUGCUCCUUAUUGCACCACGCAGCCAAGACUGGGAACGGCGAGAUUGUGAAAUACAUCCUGGAGCAUGGUCCAUCUGAAUUACUGGACAUGACAGACAGUGAAACGGGUGAGACAGCACUACAUAAGGCUGCCUGCCAGCGCCACCGCGCCGUCUGCCAGCUCCUGGUGGAUGCGGGAGCCUCUCUGAGGAAGACAGACUCCAAGGGUAAGACCCCUCGGGACAGGGCUCAGCAAGCUGGUGAUCCAGAUCUGGCCUCCUACCUGGAGAGUCGACAAAACUAUCAAAUGGUUUCCCAUGAGGACCUAGAGACAGCAGUCUGAUGUCUGAAAAUGUCUGAGAGGAUCCCUGGAAAUCCCGAGACCACACCUGAGGCACUCGGGCAUUGUGUGAGGAAGAAACUGCUGGAACCCACAUGUCUCUCACUCUCGAGGAAAAUACCUGAAGACAUGCCACCAGUUUCUAAGGGCUACUGAGUCUUGCCACGGAACGGUUAUGUUCCAUUAGUUAGCCCAUGAUGGAUGAGGUGGGACACUCAAAGGUCUGUGGAAUCCAUAGGCCACGAAAAUUUACCUUUAUUGCUUCCAGCAAGUAGCAUGAACUUCUCCCAUGUUCAUCUGUAUAAUUUAUUUAAAAAAAAAAAAAAAAGGAAAGAGUAAAGAGGGUGUGGGGGAACAAAAUCCAAACUAACUGGUACAUUAAGCCACCCAACCAGGCUGUCCUCCAUCCUUACAGUUUCUGCAUUGCUUCUAUUCUCCUGUUCCCCUCACUUCUCAUCAGUUAAAUAUUACCUGUUAUCUCUGUGUUGUCUUCACAAAUGGUUAGGCAGUAGCAAAAUGUUUGAGGAGCUCUGGAUGCCCUUAAGAAAUAUCCAGUGUUUUUACCAGCUACAUUCCCUCCCCGCCAUCCUCUUGGAAGCUGUGUUGUCAGUACUCAGCCCCCAUGGCGUUUCCUUGCUUUUGGAGAGGAUGCUAUUUAUUGCCCUGUUUCCCAGGGUUUGCGGCAUGGUCAGAUUUACAGCAGUGACAAAACCUAACCUCAUUGUUGCUGGGCAUGCAGUUAUGGUAUCCUCACGAGACAGGCAUUUACAUGGAAAGGAGCUCUAUGGGAUACACCAUGCUGAAUGGCA